Porites evermanni is the source of this 1432-nucleotide messenger RNA. NCBI's taxonomy places the organism in Eukaryota, Metazoa, Cnidaria, Anthozoa, Scleractinia, Poritidae. The record is from the annotation of a GenBank genome assembly.
AUGGAACCUGAAGGUUCAAACCGUAAUUAUUCAGCUGGUCUGUUGAACUGAAUAACAUGCCGUAUACAGAAUCUUAUGGAGAUGGUGACAGCAAAAGUUUUAGCAGGGUUCAGGAUGUCUAUCAAGAUUCUGGAAUUACUGUUGAAAAGAAAGUGUGCAUCGGUCAUGUGCAAAAAAGGUUUGGCACAGCACUUCGCAAGUUGAAGCGCGAAAACCCAGGCCUGGGAGGAAAAGGCAAGCUAACUGAUGGAACAAUUGACAAGCUUCAAAAUUACUAUGGAAUAGCCAUUCGGGCUAACGUGGGAAAUUUGGCAGGAAUGAAGAAAGCCAUCCAUGCAACUCUUACGCACUGUGCUUCAAGUGAGUCCCGCCCACUUCAUGAUCACUGCCCUGCUGGCAGCACAAGUUGGUGCAAGUAUCAGAAAGACAAAGCAAACAGGACAAAGCUUUAUAAACAUGGACCUGGACUCCCUUUGGAACUUAUUGCAAAGCUUAAACCAGAAUAUGCAAGACUAAGUGACGACAGCCUGUUCAAAAAAUGUUUACAUGGAAAAACACAAAACCAGAAUGAGGCACUGAACGGUAUGAUAUGACAAUGUGUCUCCAAGGAAGUGUAUGUUGGGCGUGAAAUUCUCGAAAUGGGUCUGUAUGAUGCUGUUGCAUACUUCAAUAUUCUGCCGUUUUAAAGCUUUUUGAUGCUCUGGGCAUUCCCCCAGGAAAGUUCACAGAAACUGGCUGCAGACAAAUGGAUCAUGGACGUGUUCUCAUGGCUCAGAGAAAGAGCCACAGUCACUCCUUCCAAGUUGUAUGCUGAUUUUAAAUUUAAUAUUAAUUAACUAUUUAUUAUCUUUUCUAUUCUACUUGUAAUUUAUUCUGUGCGGCAAAAUAAUAAAAAUAAAACUAAAUAAAAUAAAAAAUAAAGCAUCUGUGGAAUCAGAUGUACGCAUUAUGAGGGCAUAUCAUGUCUGUAAUUCCACUAGUAACGGGCUUUUUCGUUCGUUAAGUUGAAUGUGACGCUAAGAGCACGUUAGUUCAUUUGUCAUUAUCAAUGAAUUAGUAAGGUGUAAAUUUCCGUUCUGUCAGUAACUUGGAAAAACUUGGUACUGCAGCAAUUGUGGCAUUUAGAAAAAAAAGNAACGUGGGAAAUUUGGCAGGAAUGAAGAAAGCCAUCCAUGCAAGUCUUACGCACUGUGCUUCAAGUGAGUCCCGCCCACUUCAUGAUCACUGCCCUGCUGGCAGCACAAGUUGGUGCAAGUAUCAGAAAGACAAAGCAAACAGGACAAAGCUUUAUAAACAUGGACCUGGACUCCCUUUGGAACUUAUUGCAAAGCUUAAACCAGAAUAUGCAAGACUAAGUAACGACAGCCUGUUCAAAAAAUGUUUACAUGGAGAAACACAAAACCAGAAUGAGGCACUGAACGGUAUGAUAUGA